CACUACGAUCGCAACAUGUCAACCUUGAGUAGAAGAUUUGGCCGUUCUCUGCCGUUUUUAUUGUACCGUGCUAAUAACACGAGUUAUAAUAGAGAUGGAGCUAAAUUUUUUAGCAGUACUCCAACUCUCCACAAGGAGACAAUUGGCUUCAUUGGUUUGGGGAACAUGGGUGCGCACAUGGCACGAAACCUAAUCAAGAACGGGUACGGAAUUAUUGUCAACGACAUAACACUGAGGCAGACGGAACAGCUCAAGAACGACGGCGCGGACGUCGCUGCGACGCCGGCGGAGGUUGCCGAUCGUACGAACGUCAUCGUCACCAUGCUGCCGUCCAGUCCACACGUGAAGCAGGUGUACGCUGGUGACAACGGCAUAUUCCAGACCGUGAAGCCGGGCGCGCUGCUGAUAGAUAGCAGCACCAUCGACCCGGCCGUCUCGCGUCAGAUGGAAGUGUUGGCCGUAGAGAAAUCUGCGACGUACAUGGAUGCGCCCGUGUCGGGAGGUGUGCUGCGGGCGCGGGACGCGGGGCUCACGUUCAUGGUCGGGGGCGCGAGCUCGUUACCCGGACGCAGAGAAGCUGCUGGCGUGAUGGGACGCAACGUGGUGCAACUGCCGGCGCGCGUCGGCACGGGCGAGGCGGCGAAGAUCUGCAACAACAUGCUGCUGGGAAUCUCGAUGAUCGGGUCUCGGAGAACAAUGAACCUCGGGAUCAAACUCGGUCUCGACCCCAAGCUACUCGCGAAGAUCCUGAACAUGAAGUAGCGGCCGUUGCUGUCGAGCGAAGUCUACAACCCGUGUCCCGGCAUCGUCGAGGGCGUCCCGUCCAGCCGAACACGAGGAGGCUUCGGCAGCGCCCUCAUGCUGAAGGACCUGGGGCUGGCAGUGAGCGCAGCCACCGACACGCAGGCUGCCAUUCCUCUUGGCUCCGCCGCGUGCCAGAUCUACCGCGUGCACUGCCAGGCCGGCUACGCGAAGAAAGACUUCUCCUCCACCUUCAAGUUCCUCAGCGAAGAGAAGGCGCCGAAGGAUUAAGCGGCAGCGGUGCCCCCUGGCGAGAUGACGGUUGUUGCGGCCGUUUGUACGGGAGAGGGGUGCGCGACAAUGAUAAUGACGACACGAUGACUGUGAUGACACUACAGUGAGGACAUGACAACGAUGGUGAUGAUAAUGACGACACGGUGACUUUGAUGACACUACAGUGAUGACAUGACAACGACGAUGAUGAUAAUGACGACACGAUGACUGUGAUGACACUACAGUGAGGACAUGACAACGACGAUGAUGAUAAUGACGACACAAUGACUACGAUGAAUAAAUCGUGUACAUGUGAAUGGGCCGAACAUACAGUAUCACGAAUAACAUUGAUCACAACUCAGGUAGCAGAAAUGUCAGCUAGCAAAUCCGGCUCGAUCUGCUGGCUGCUUGCACAUUAGUGUCGAGCCUUGGUGUUAUCGUUGUUGUUGUUAUGGUUUGUUGUCGUCGUACAAGAUACUGGCGUGGGAUACCGACACGGACUAACCCCACGAAUCAUGACGAGCUAAGCUUGCUAGAUUUUUGCGAAUAUCAUUACAGAGAAUCAUGUACCCUCACGAAGCUCGCUGUGACGGAAGAAACAAUACACGAUGGGACACAACAAACUGUGAUCAUUUUUGUACUCGUUAGGUAAAUAGCAAGUGAAUAGCGAUGACAGAUUGAACGCUCAGAUUUGUGUAGAACUACGGGUACACCGUCUGCUAGAAUGUCUGUUGUAACCCACGUGUGUAGAGAGUAUCAGGUAGUUAGCGUUAGGUGUGCCUGCCUAACGCGCGUGCGUGCGUGCGUAUGUGCAUACAAGGUUACAAUAUGGCAUCUAGGUGGGUCUGUAUGUACCCUAUGUAACCUCGUAAAUAUUAGUCUUCAAAGUCCAAUGGACUAUAUCGAAGAUGGAAUGAGACAAAGUUGAUCAAACAGACAGACCAAUACUGAGGAUCGUAGUAGUAGCAUGUUUGUGAACAGACACAUUGGCUUGUUGUUGUCGGAGGUGGUGUUCUAGCCUUUAGCAUGUGCGGUCGGCGUCGGCUGCCGCGGCUUCUGUUGCCAUGGCAACUGUCCUUGACGUGUACCGUCCAGCCUCUCUGUUGCGAGUUGAAAUCUCUAACGUUAAUUGCCAACACGAUGCCGCUGUUAGUAAAUACGUUUAGGAAAUAAACGCACUGCUACUCUGUUCAACGAGUAAUGCAGUGUUUGUUCAUCA
This is a messenger RNA of Priapulus caudatus, 2233 nucleotides long. RefSeq names its product probable 3-hydroxyisobutyrate dehydrogenase, mitochondrial. Gene Ontology annotation, cellular component: mitochondrion. Lineage: Eukaryota; Metazoa; Priapulida; Priapulimorpha; Priapulimorphida; Priapulidae. Gene Ontology annotation, biological process: L-valine catabolic process. The record is from RefSeq and is a predicted model, not a curated record. Gene Ontology annotation, molecular function: NADP binding; NAD binding; 3-hydroxyisobutyrate dehydrogenase activity.